Molecule: messenger RNA, 2540 nt
Organism: Aspergillus campestris IBT 28561
Lineage: Eukaryota; Fungi; Ascomycota; Eurotiomycetes; Eurotiales; Aspergillaceae
Exons: 3
Coding region: 421-2352 (643 amino acids)
Biological process (GO): protein polyubiquitination
Molecular function (GO): protein binding
Source: RefSeq, a predicted model, not a curated record
CCCUUUUGUGUGUUUUGUUAUAUUUUAUUGUUUUUCUAUCUUAUACUUUAGCUGUUUGUUGUUGAUGUUUUUCUGCAUUUCUUGUCAAGUACGGCUGGAUAUAUCUUGUCGUCUCUAGUCCAUGCUUGACGGAGGCAUACAUAAGGUUCAAGCGCAAUCUUAUCCAAGCCACAUAUCAAAGCGCAAUUGACAACCAGACGGCACUUGUGUACUCAUCUACUAAUCGAGUCAUCUAUAUCACUCUUUUGUAAUGUGGAUGAUGUUUGCUCCCACGUGACAGAUCUAGACUCGCUGAUCCGCGGGGAAGAUCGCUUGCUUGCUCUGCAUCCCUUUGAUUUUUACACCUUCUCUCGCGGUCUUCAGAAAACAGAUUCCUCCAAUGUGUUCGAUGAACUUGCCAUCCGCACCCCUGUCGCAUCCAUGGACAAACUCCCGGUAGAAAUCCUCUCCAAAAUCAUCGACUAUCUCAACCCCCGAGAGCAGGUACAGCUCCAAUCCGUUAAUAAGCGACUCUUCGGUCUCGCGCGCGACAACAAUCGCUGGCGACUCCACUGCUAUGAAGCCUCAUGGACCGCAACCCAGGCCGCCCGGCCGGCGGGACGGACCCCCGAAAGCCUCGUCUCGAACACCACACCGCUGAGCUCCCUCGGCCAGACCUCCCUGCGCUCCCUCAUCCAGCCGCAUAUGGCCGGCGUCGACGAGGUCGCCUCCUCUCCGUCCUUCAGCGAACGCACCAGAGCCGCCGUGGAGUGGGAUCCCUCCGUGGAAGGCGAAGACAGGGACUGGUACUCGGAAUACAUCGCGCGCAAUGGGCCCCUCUCGUUCAGCUGGCUGCAGCAGCCUUUCUCGCGGAGUAGUAGCAGAAAGGACUUUCGCGAGGUUAAAGGCAUGGCGCUGCUGCGCGAUUGGAGCUCUGCGAGGGAGAACAAGGUCGUCGCCCCGCUGGAUGAUGGCAGUGUGUGCAUCUGGGACCUCAACCAUUCGCAUUCGAUCGGCUCCCAGGCGACGAAAGGCAGGGUCCUCGGUGUUAGUGCGCCGGGCAUCUUGAUGGCUGAUUUGUCCGGACGCGCGGGGAAACAAUCCCCUUCGCAGCGGUUUAUCAAUCUCGGAGAGACCAUGAGCGUCGAUUCGAUCCGUCGUCGCGCGUACAUGGCCGUUGGCAACGUCCUCAACGAGGUCGACCUUGAAACCCUCAAGGUCGUGUCCCAGCAGCGCUACGUCUGGUCCAUCUCGGCCCUGUCUCAGGAAACGGACUACUCCGCGCCCCUGACGCUGGCCACCACGCUCGAAGUGCACAUCUAUGACGCGAGGAUGUCCGCCACCGAAGAAGAAGAGGCCAUCCAUCUGCGCUGCGAAGAGCCCGUCACCCCGCUCGUCCCCGAAUCCACCAUCUACUCCCCACCGGACUCCCCCCUCCUCCAACUCCAGCCCGACGGGCGCCCACCCCAGCCCCAGCCCGCUCUCCCUCCUGCACCCCCCGCCCCCUACGUGAACUCCAUCUUCCUCGCCGGCCGCUUCCCCAGCAUCCUGCAGUACGACCGCCGCUUCUUCCCCCGCCUGCAAAGCACCGUCCACUCCGGCGGCAGCCUCUGCGGCCUGACCUCUGUCCCGGCACCCCAGUUCCCCGUCUCCUCCGGCGGGCCGUACCCCUCGUCGCACAGUGUCGUCGCCUGCGGGGAGUACAAAGGCCGCGGCUCUCUCGAGCUGUACAACCUCGCACCUUCGCCCUUCCCAUCUCCCUCCUCACCCAGCCCAUCCGACUGGUCCUCGCACCUCUCCCCAGCCUACCAAAACCGCCAAAGCGCCGCCCGCUCAAAGGUCCUCUCCGUCGAGUCCCACGGCUCGCGCAUCGCCUUCUCCGACGGAGACGGCAACAUCAAAUGGGUCGAGCGCAACGGCCGCUCUGAAAUCCGCCGCUUCAACCUAGCAUCUGCGCCUCCCCACCAAGCCUCUCACUCCCACAUCUCCGACAACGAUGGAUCCAGCAGCAGCAGCGGCGGCGGCGGCAUCUGGACAUCCCACUCCGCCCCCGGCGACGUCGCGCAGAAAAUCCUCUCCACAGGCGGAAACCUCACCGGCGACGAGCUGCUCAUCUGGACGGGCGAGCGCCUCGGCCGUAUUCGCUUUUCCGCGCCGUCGAAAACCCCCCCUUAUCCUUCUGUCGAAGACGAGGCCAGCGACAGCGACAGCGACAACAGUAUGGACGUUAAUAUGGACCCCCUCGCGCGCGAAGAAGCCCGCAAGCGGAAGCAUGAGUACGCGCGUCGCGAGAGGGAUUAUUCGCGGGCGAUGAGGCGCGCGCUGGAAAGGCAGGCGGAUGAGGUGAGGAGGAUGCAGGGGUUGGGUCUUUAAUAUAUCUCUUCGGCUUUUCUAUCUCUCUUUUUUUCUUGGGUUUGAUGUUUUGUUGUGAUGUUUGGGGUAUAGUAUGUAUUUUUGGGAGAUUGUUGUUUCUGGCGUGUUUGGUUUGGUUUAUACUUGCAUUGGGUGGUGUUUAUUUGGUUGGAGAGUUUAUACUAUACUACAGCAUACUAGGUAGAUAG